Pseudomyrmex gracilis is the source of this 2417-nucleotide messenger RNA. RefSeq names its product sodium/potassium/calcium exchanger 4-like. NCBI's taxonomy places the organism in Eukaryota, Metazoa, Arthropoda, Insecta, Hymenoptera, Formicidae. Gene Ontology annotation, biological process: calcium ion transmembrane transport; intracellular calcium ion homeostasis. The coding region runs from base 843 to 2360 and encodes 505 amino acids. The record is from RefSeq and is a predicted model, not a curated record. Gene Ontology annotation, molecular function: calcium, potassium:sodium antiporter activity; calcium channel activity. Gene Ontology annotation, cellular component: membrane. The transcript is spliced from 9 exons.
UUUUAUUGUAAUAUAGAGUAUACACAUAUGAAAGAUUUUCUCUCUCCGACUUAUUCGAUACGUACAUAAGUAGCUCAAUAUUUGUCGUAUUCAAAGCACAAUAAAAUAUAGAACAAACAGAUGAUAUUCGUGUCGGAGACGAAACAAUUGUGAUAUUUACACGAUUUUUCUAACAGUCGUCGUUACAAUCCUCGUGCGAUGAAUUGACUUGGCAAAAUACAUCGAGAAUCGAGUGAGACAUACAAUUCCAGAGUGCAAUCUCGCAGAUAUUGACGGUCGUACGCUGAUAUCGUAUUCGAUAUAUUCGCAAGAUAGUUCGAUCAACACGUGCACGGCCGACUCGAUAACGUGACCGCGUGAUAAAAGUUUCGCGAAGAAUAUAUAUACUUUUCCAAAAUAUUGCACAUAUUGUAAUAUUUUAUUUGCGAGACACGCGAUGUUCAAAUUCAUCGAGGAUAGAAUAUGGAAGUCAAACGUGUGGUAUAAAAAUCAACAAAAGUGCAUCGAGAAAUCACAUUCGUUGACGGAAAUUUUCCUCUCUCGUGCGUCAUUUUAUAAUCAAAGGGACAGAUGAUUGCUUUAUUGAGUAUCUUAUCGGUAUUGCGAUAAAUCGUUCGAUGAAAAAUACGAGCAUAGUCAAACGGUAGCUGCUGGAUAAGUAGCAGACUACAUCGUGUCACGUCCAGAGACACGAAAAGUGCGAAUCGCGCAACAUACAGUGCUUUCAAAUAUAUAUAUAUAAACAUAUAUACAUGUAUAUUAGUUAUAUUGUUAUAUAAUACAUCGUUAAUUGUUAGCCAAAAUCGUCAAUUACAUAACGAACCGUUUGUACGCGACAAAGAAUGGCAUGGCGGCGCAAACGCAUGGUUGGAUAUCAAAUAAUUCUUCUCACCGCCAUCCCGGCUACGUAUCUUUUUUGCGUCAGUAUGGCGGGACUGUUUUCUGACAUUCGGACAAACACCGGUUACGCAAAAACCGAUUUCCCGACGGAAUGGCAAGGACGCAAAUUGCUGCAGACGAGCAAGCCCGAACCGCGAGCGAACGAGACUUACAAUUGCACUCCGCCUGCCAUCAAAGAAUUUCCACCCGAUGGAUUUACACGACAGCAAAGACAAGCGGGAUUUAUAUUAAUCCACUUCGCCAUUGCUAUUUAUCUGUUCUUGUUACUCGCCAUUGUUUGCGAUGACUUUUUCGUUCCGUCCAUUAAGAAAAUCUGCGAGAAGCUCGAUGUCACCGAAGACGUAGCUGGCGCUACCGUAAUGGCGGCCGCAAGUUCGAGUCCGGAAUUGUUCAUUAACGUUAUCGGUACUUUCGUUACGGAAGGCGAUCUGGGUGUCGGCACCAUCGUUGGUUCCGCGGUGUUUAACAUAUUAGCCGUUCCCGCGUGUUGCGCGCUACUCGCGCACGAGGCGUUGAACUUGGAAUGGUGGUCGAUAUCGCGAGAUACAAUAGCCUACGCCUUCACAGUUCUUCUCUUGAUCUUGACUCUGCGGGACGGACGUGUCGAGUGGUACGAGGCGCUCAUCCUCAUCAUGUGUUACAUUCUAUACAUUUCAGCGAUGUGUCUCAAUCGCCGCAUCACCAGUUUUAUCAGACGUGUUACGUCUAAGAGAAAAAAGUACAAAAUCUGCGAAAAUACUCCUCUUCUGUCAAAUAACAUCAUCAAAGAAACAGAGAUAUGUGGAUUUAGCUCGAGCGACGUGGACGAAUCACUCGAAAUUGUGGACAUGACAUCCUGGCCAAAUUCAACCUGCGAAAAAAUAUGGUGGAUCGUUACCUGGCCUAUUAAUUUGGUAUUGUUCUUUACUAUUCCCGACUGCAGAAGAAAAAAAUUGAGAUCCUGGUAUCCGUUUACGUUUAUCAUGUGCAUAAUGUGGAUCGCGACUUCGUCCUACAUCAUCGGAUGGGUUAUCACUAUAAUCGGUGAUACUUUUAGAAUUCCUGACUCAAUUAUGGGUUUGACGUUCCUCGCAGCUGGAAUGAGCGUACCCGAAGCCGUAUCGAGCGUUAUCGUUGCAAACCAAGGUCACGGUGCCAUGGGGAUAAGUAAUUCGAUAGGCUCGAACGUGUUUGAUGUAUUACUGUGUCUCGGAUUGCCGUGGUUCAUAAAAGCCGCGCUAGUGCCAACGGUACCCGGACAAUAUUACGUUCAAAUCAAUUCUCAAGGACUAGUAUAUAGCUCGAUAUCUCUUUUUUCUACGUUAAUUAUUUUGUACGGAUCUUUGCUUCUUAACAAGUUCAAAUUAAAUCGUACGGUCGGUAUCGUCUGUCUCGUUAUGUACGUCGUAUUUUUGAUAUUCGCAUCCGUUGUGGAACUCAACACGUUCUUCGUUGUUAACUUACCGAUAUGUAUCGACUAGCAGUAAAUAUCGAUUAGAUUUUUUGAACUGUGUAAAUAUAUCCCAAUGAUGAUGUGA